Hibiscus syriacus is the source of this 1576-nucleotide messenger RNA. RefSeq lists its product as uncharacterized. The transcript has 4 exons. NCBI's taxonomy places the organism in Eukaryota, Viridiplantae, Streptophyta, Magnoliopsida, Malvales, Malvaceae. The record is from RefSeq and is a predicted model, not a curated record. Bases 100 to 1371 code for a protein of 423 amino acids.
AAGUUUAGCUCUUUGUGGCACUGUGUAAAGCUGAACUAAAAGGGUAAGACUCUCUUUGAAUUUGCUGUUUUGUGUUCAAAGUGGUGAUUAAGAGAGUUGAUGAAGAAAGGGUCUGUUUCUUUGAGCCAUCUGGGUACCUUUCCAAGCCCACGAGCUUCGGAUUACCGUGAUAAUGGCGCGGUGGUGAGUCAAAAAGGGUGGAGUUCCGAGCGAGUGCCGCGUUCUUCAGCUAACAGCAAUGGCGGUAACAGAAGACACAUCAGUGCUUCUUCUUUGACGCCUUUUUACAGUGGGAGAACUUUGCCUUCCAAAUGGGAAGACGCCGAGAGGUGGAUUUGUAGCCCCAUUUUGGGUUAUGGUGUUAGCAAGAACGUAAACUAUCAGUAUCAGAGGAGGCCAAAGUCUAAAAGUGGGCCUAUCUUGCCUCCGGGGAUUGCUUUCUACUCCAAUUGCUCGCCGUCCAUGAACUUACAUGAUGGUGGUGGAAGUGGGAGUGUGAAGAAUUUGAUAGCGGGGUCUCCAUUUUCUACUGGGGUUUUGAUGGCUGAUGGGGUUUCCGUUCAUUAUGUUGGUUAUAGAGCUGCCGUCUCCGCUGCAGCUGGCGGAGACAGUGACGGUGAGCAACCUUGUAUAGCGCAUAGUGAUAAUAACGUGGCACGGUCCACUAUUAUACCUGGAUGGUCAGAUUUGGUUAGUGAGUCUUCAUUGCCAAGCUCUCAAGAUGAGAAAAUUGAUGAAAUCAAGGAUGCCAAAAUGAUGAUCAAUCGUGUAGUUUCACGGAGAGAUAUGGCGACGCAAAUGAGUCCGGAUGAGAGUAGCAACCACUCAUCUCCGAGAGAGAGGUCUUCCUUUGGCCACUCACCUCCUCCUAUCCUUCCUCUUCCUGCUGUGGACAACAAUGAUCACCCUUCUAAACUGGAUAUCAGGGAAGUGCAGAUAGACAAGCGAGCCACCGUUACUAACUGGUCAAGACGCGGAUUGAGAAGAAUCAAGAAAGGCAAGCCAGAUUUCGAUGACUUCUACCGAAACAGCGCACCAGCUUCUGUUUUAUCCCUGGACAUCUCAGAGGCUUCGACAAGCAUUUCAAAGUUGCAAAGAGAGGAAGCAAAGAUCAGCGCAUGGGAGAACCUGCAGAGAGCAAAAGCCGAGGCAGCCAUACGAAAAUUAGAGAUGAAAUUAGAAAAGAAGAGAUCAGCAUCACUGGAUAAGAUCUUGAGAAAGCUGAGAACGUCUCAGAUUAAAGCUCAAGAGAUGAGAAAUUCAAUAUCAAACAAAGAGGACGAACAGAUUCCAAGGGCUUCAGCAAAGUUUACAUUCUUCCAUAUCCCCAUGCGUUAUUUCAGCACUUGUUUCACCUGCCAUGGUUUCUAGUUUCUAUAUUUUUGUAAAUCUUAUAUGAUCUCCAUGGCCUCAAAUCUUUUCCAGCAAUGAAGCAUGUGUUUCCAGAUUUUAUUUUUGUUUGUUAAAAUGCCUGCUGGUUUCUCGGCUUCUCUGCCCUUUAAUGCAAAGUAUCUUAGAAUUCUAUAUUCAAUGAUCCAGGAUACUGCUGAGACUUCAAGCUCUUGUUCUUGGUGUA